Messenger RNA from Salpingoeca rosetta, 1594 nucleotides. Its product is annotated as phosphatase 2A. Gene Ontology annotation, cellular component: cytosol. Gene Ontology annotation, molecular function: protein serine/threonine phosphatase activity. Bases 353 to 1270 code for a protein of 305 amino acids. NCBI's taxonomy places the organism in Eukaryota, Choanoflagellata, Craspedida, Salpingoecidae. The record is from RefSeq and is a predicted model, not a curated record. The transcript is spliced from 8 exons. Gene Ontology annotation, biological process: mitotic cell cycle; peptidyl-serine dephosphorylation.
GCUCUCUCUCUCACGCAGUGGCGAUAAUUCAUGAGAGAUUUGCUUUGUUUUUCGGCCAACCCGCCUGUUCGUUGCGCUUCAACGUCCAACGCACACCACGCACACACAACCCGCGCAUUCUCUCUUAUCUCGGCGACAGACCAGCACAGCGAACGCACACAUCAGCAGACACAGGGUACCCCGCCUUCCAGCUUCGCCCCUUUUUCUGCUUCCACACAGCGUGGUGUCGACUCCCUCCACAGCCCGUGACAACACCUGCCGUCUCUGCGCGUCUUUCCUGUUUUCUUGUCUCCUUCCUUUUUUUUUUCUUUUGUCUUGAUUGGCCGUUGUCCUCAAAUCCACCAACAGCAGCAUGUCUCGCAAGGACGUUGAUCGCUGGCUUGAGACCCUCAAGCAAUGCAAGACCAUCCCAGAGUCCGAUGUCUUUGCGCUCUGCGACAUGGCCGCGGAGAUUCUGAGCAAAGAGUCCAACGUGCAACCGAUGAGCUGCCCUGUGACGGUGUGCGGCGAUGUCCACGGCCAGUUCCAUGAUCUCAUCGAGCUCUUCCGCAUCGGCGGCGACCUGCCAGAUACAAACUACCUCUUCAUGGGCGACUACGUCGACAGAGGCUACUACAGUGUGGAGACAGUCACCUACCUCGUGGCCCUCAAAGUCCGAUUCCCAGAGAGAAUAACCAUCCUCCGUGGCAACCACGAGAGCCGACAGAUCACACAGGUGUAUGGUUUCUAUGACGAGUGCCUGAGAAAGUAUGGCACGGCAGACGUUUGGACCAAGUUCACCACCCUUUUCGACUACUUCCCGCUCACCGCCCUCGUGGAGAACAAGAUCUUCUGCCUGCACGGUGGUCUGUCUCCCAACGUCGACACACUCGACAACAUCCGUGUCCUUGACCGCCACCAAGAGGUGCCACACGAGGGCCCGAUGUGCGAUCUGCUGUGGUCUGACCCGGAUGACCGCGUUGGCUGGGGCAUCUCCCCGCGCGGCGCCGGGUACACGUUUGGAAAAGACAUCUCAGAGGCAUUCAACCAGAAGAACGACCUGCAGCUCAUCGCACGCGCACACCAGCUUGUCGUCGAGGGCUUCAACUGGAGCCACGACAAGAACGUGGUGACCAUCUUCAGCGCACCAAACUACUGCUACCGCUGCGGCAACCAGGCCGCCAUCAUGGAGCUUGACGACAACCUCAACUACGUCUUCCUUCAAUUUGAGCCCGCGCCAAGGAGGGGAGAGCUGCAGGUCACCCGCAAGACGCCAGACUACUUCCUGUGAUGUGCCCGCGUUACACCUCGCCCCGCUGCCAGUGGCCACUGCACUCUUCACCCCUUCUUCGUUGCCCUUGUGCUCCCUUGUUGUGUGCUUUGCUUUUUUCGUCUGCUUGUAUCGUUCCAGCAUGUUUGAACUAUUGCACACACAUGCAUACACAUUCUUCCUGCCUGAUGCUUGUUUCCUGGAGUGAGUGAGUGCUGUUGGUGGUGUCUUUCUUCGAUGAUGUAAUUGUGUCCGCAUUAAGUCGGUGUUUGUUCUCUUUUGCUGCUGGUGUUGUCGUAAUGGCUGUUUGCGUUUGUUGUGAUCAUAUAGAGAUGAGGCAAAUGA